GUUUAUGUUGCAGUAAAAAAAUUAGCGGCUUAUUUACACAUUUAUAUAUUACUAACCAAUGAGCAGCCAACUCAAUGUGCUGGUAUACAACGGGGCCGGCGUCGGGCUCAGCUCAUUCACAGCAUCGAUGCGCACACUGCGGCAGUUCCUCGGACACCGCUACGCAGUGAUGGCGGUCGACGCUAACACAUUGCGCACGCAGCCAUGGGAAAGCAAGACUGCGCUGGUAGUGAUACCAGGCGGGCGCGACAAGCCCUACGCCGAGGCGCUACAUGGUGAGGCCAACAGGAGGAUCCGGCAGUGGGUGCAGGGCGGUGGGCGGUAUCUGGGCCUGUGCGCCGGCGGGUACUACGGCAGCGCGUGGUGUAUUUUUGAGCCAAACACUGCGAUCGAGGUGAACGGACCGCGCGAUCUGGCCUUUUUUGACGGAACAUGCCUGGGGACGGCAUAUCCCGGAUACGACUACAACUCGGAGGACGGCGCGCGCGCAGCCGAGGUCACCGUAGAUCAGGCGGCUUUUAGGCUGCCGCUGGAGUCGUGGCGCGGAGAUCCCGAGCGCCUGCGAAUUUACUAUAAUGGCGGCGGGUACUUUGUGGACGCAGACAACCUGGAAAACACCACUGUGCUGGUGCGCUACGCGCCGGACGUCACCAAUCCGUUGGAUCGCGCCCAGAGCGUAAUCGGGGCUGCCGCCGUGGUUGUGUGCCGCGUGGGCAAGGGCACGGCUGUUUUGUCGGGGCUGCACCCAGAGUACGCCUGGGACUGUCUUGUGCCGUCUUGCUACACGCGCACACACAACCGCCACUUGGUUGAGCACCUCAAGGCACACGAUUUGCAUCGUCGCCGGCUGCUGGGCGCACUCCUGGCGCAUAUGCGGCUGGACGUUGACGCGAGCGCAAUGGCUGAUGACGCGGCCGGCGGCAUACCCAAACGCUCGCCCGUGUUUCUGGUGCCUGCGCGCGCAUCCGGCGUGGCUGCGGCUGCCUCGACCAUGUACGCACUCAACGCGGCGGCGGACACGCACCGGGUGCUGAGAGACGGCGCUGAUGACAUCCACAUUGCUGCCGCCACGGCCCACGGUCCACAUCGCGCUCCCCUGGACCGCCUGCAGGCCAUGCAGCCGGCGGCUGAAGCCAGCGAGCGCGGCUCAGCUCUCUUGGUCAUGUGCACGGCAGACGCCGUGCCUGAGCGGCUGGAGACGCCGCGUUUCGACAUGGGCCUGGCGCUGCAGCACAUGCUUUCUGCACGGGCCCACACAGCCGGGUCCUGGCUUAUGUACGCGGACGUGGCCGAGUCGACACAGACGUUCCUCGAAAAGAAUCUUAAGCUCCAGGCGCUGCUUCCCAACGGAACCGUCAACGUAGCUUCGGUGCAGGUGGCCGGGCGCGGACGCGGAGGCAACGCUUGGAUCUCGCCACCGGGCUGCUUGCAAUUUACCAUGCUGCUGCGGCAUCCGCGCAUGGACCAGGCACCCGUGGUCAUGCUCCAGUACCUGUUUUCGCUGGCCGCUGUCAAUGCCAUUCGCUCUUUGCCCGGGUACGCCGACCUGCCACUGCGCCUCAAGUGGCCCAAUGACAUUUAUGCGCAGACGGACAGCGGCGAGUACGUCAAGAUCGGCGGCCUCCUUGUCACGUCGUCGUUUAAAACCAACGAGUUUACGCUUCUCUUUGGGUUUGGCCUCAGCGUGGCCAACGCGCUGCCCACAACGUCCAUCAACAACCUUAUUUCCCAGCUUAAUCGCCGUAACGGCACGCAGUUGCCCGCUUUGUCGGUCGAGCAGACGCUGGCUCUGAUUACGGCCAAGUUUGAGGAAUUGUAUCGCCAGUUUCUGUUACGUGGCUUUGCGCCUCUGCUUCCUGCGUAUUAUCGCUACUGGAUCCAUGGGGACCAGGUUGUUACGCUGGCAUCGCGCGGCCACGAAAGCGCCCGCGUCGUCGGACUGUGUCCCAAGGACGGCUUGCUCAUGGUCCGCAGUCUGCUUAACCCCACGGCCGUGUAUGGCUUGGAGCCGGACGGAAACUCUUUUGAUAUGAUGCAGGGACUGAUCACACGAAAGACAACUUAAUAUGAAAUGUAUAUGAGCGGGGCGAUAUAGCCAAACAAGGCAUUGUUUUUUUGGUGUUGCUUUUGCUUUUUUCUUUUUUGUUUUGUAUUUUAUUCUAUUGC
Molecule: messenger RNA, 2166 nt
Organism: Kickxella alabastrina
Lineage: Eukaryota; Fungi; Kickxellomycota; Kickxellomycetes; Kickxellales; Kickxellaceae
Product: biotin-protein ligase
Exons: 1
Coding region: 59-2065 (668 amino acids)
Biological process (GO): protein modification process
Cellular component (GO): cytoplasm
Molecular function (GO): biotin--[biotin carboxyl-carrier protein] ligase activity
Source: RefSeq, a predicted model, not a curated record